Molecule: messenger RNA, 855 nt
Organism: Cryptotermes secundus
Lineage: Eukaryota; Metazoa; Arthropoda; Insecta; Blattodea; Kalotermitidae
Product: N-alpha-acetyltransferase 10
Exons: 1
Coding region: 20-568 (182 amino acids)
Biological process (GO): N-terminal peptidyl-glutamic acid acetylation
Cellular component (GO): NatA complex
Molecular function (GO): protein-N-terminal-glutamate acetyltransferase activity; protein N-terminal-serine acetyltransferase activity
Source: RefSeq, a predicted model, not a curated record
UACAGUGUGGACAUUGAAGAUGAAUAUCAGAUGUGCAAAGCCUGACGAUCUCAUAAAUAUGCAACAUUGUAACUUACUGUGUUUGCCAGAAAAUUACCAGAUGAAAUAUUAUUUUUAUCAUGGAUUAUCAUGGCCACAGUUAAGUUAUGUCGCUGAAGAUGAAAAAGGUCAGAUUGUUGGCUAUGUGCUUGCCAAGAUGGAAGAAGACAGUGAAGAUAACCCACAUGGGCACAUCACAUCUCUUGCUGUGAAGCGCUCACAUCGAAGGCUUGGACUGGCACAGAAACUUAUGAACCAGGCUUCGAGGGCAAUGGUAGAAUGUUUCAAAGCAAAGUAUGUUUCACUUCAUGUGCGUAAAAGCAAUCGAGCCGCCCUAAACCUGUAUACAACAACAUUAAAAUUUACAGUCUCUGAAAUUGAGCCCAAAUACUAUGCAGAUGGAGAAGAUGCAUACGCAAUGAAGAGGGACCUAACACCCCUUGCAGCACAGAACAGUACUGUUACAGAUGUUGAUUUGGUUUCAUCACAAUAUGUUGCUGAGGGUGGUAUUAUUACUGAAAGGCUGUAAGUUCAGUAGCUGUUAAGUGACUGAAAACUAGUGAUUCCAGUCUUAAUGUAAAAUAUGUAAUAGACUGUUGUGUACUGUUGCAAUCUACUGUGGCCAGACUUUCAGUCACACUGAAUUUGAGAUGAAAACUGCAUGAGAAGGGAAUAGCUAAUAUUGUUAAUGGCAUUUGUAAACAUCUUGGAAACAUAAAAACUGUAAAUUUAUAAGCAGUGUUCAGAUGUUGUGCAAUACCAUUUUAUUAUAAUGUGACAUUUUAUAACAAUCCAAAUAUAUUACUCAUGAUUGUA